Molecule: messenger RNA, 8561 nt
Organism: Coregonus clupeaformis (lake whitefish)
Lineage: Eukaryota; Metazoa; Chordata; Actinopteri; Salmoniformes; Salmonidae
Product: protocadherin-23
Biological process (GO): homophilic cell-cell adhesion; multicellular organism development; cell-cell junction assembly
Cellular component (GO): adherens junction; catenin complex; plasma membrane
Molecular function (GO): cadherin binding; calcium ion binding
Source: RefSeq, a predicted model, not a curated record
CCGCGGUUUCAGUGUAUCUUGAUUCAGUGUGUAAUCAUGCCUGACUUCAUUCACUACACGACGGAUUUCGAAGAAGCAUUACUAUUUUUGCAAUAUUAUAAAUAUUUCGAGGGACCUAAUCCUAUUACGUUAAAUAACGUUGUGUAAAUUGUGUAACCAUGUUUUACAUGUUGAAGAGUGAACUAGCCUCUAACCGAGCGCAAGAAUGUGUUGUUACCUGUCCUCAUUUCGAGUAUAUGUCUGAAACGUCAGUAUCUUCAAGACUCGUCGUGUUUGAGAGUAAUUUGACACGGAAAUAUGUAAGUUAAACUUCGGAAUUUAAAAUGACGAGGGGAAGAAUUAGCCGUCGAAAUGCCGCGACUUUAUUUCAACUAUUUGCUGUAUGUCUUUUGUUGGAGCGUUCAUUUGCUCAACAGGUGUACAACCUCAGUCUCUCAAUUGAAGAGGGACUACCUGCAAGGACAAUUGUUGGGGAUAUAAGAGCGGGGUUACAGACUCCAAGCAGUGGAUUUUUCAUAUCUGAAAGUAGAGAUUCUUAUGUUUUUAAAGACUUGGAAAUAGAUGCAGACACUGGAAUAAUUUCAACAGCUGUGGUGCUGGACAGGGAGAGCAGAGACCAGUAUGAAUUUGUGGCAGCCACUCUCACAGGUGAGGUGAUUAAGGUAAAAAUAUUGGUUAAAGAUGUGAAUGACCAUUCUCCUGUAUUCUCCACUGAAAAGGUGGAGUUGAAUGUGUCAGAAUUAAGUCCUCCAGGAACUCGCUUUGAAUUUGAGGGGGCUAAAGACCAGGAUGAGGGUGAGUUUGGAACUCGGGGUUACCGCAUCACUGAAAGUGAGAUGGGAGACAUUUUUAAGGUGAAAUAUCGUGAGGGGGGUGGAAAUCUAUUCAACCUGGACCUCAUCCUCACUGACAAAUUGGACAGAGAAACAAGAGACCGUUAUUCCCUGACCAUUGAGGCAUUUGAUGGGGGUAUCCCGCCUAAAACGGGGAGGCUUCAGGUUUAUAUCCAUGUCUCAGAUGAAAAUGACAACCCACCUGUGUUCAAUCAGACUGAAUACCAAGCUUCAGUGUGGGAGGAUGCUCCGGUAAUGUCACCUGUGUGUCAGGUCUACGCCACAGAUCUGGACCUCGGCGACAAUGGGCUCGUCACCUACGAGAUCAACCGACGCCAGAGUGACCCGAAUGAGUUCUUUGUCAUCAACGGAACUUCUGGUGUCAUCCAUGUUAACAAACCCUUAGACUUUGAGACGCAGCCAUUUUAUGAGUUGAUCAUCAGGGCGAGGGAUAAUGGCGCCCAGCCGGAGUAUAGCAGCACCUUUGUAGCCUUGAGGGUAAUAGACAUCAAUGACAACAGCCCCAUUAUCAGCGUAAUGUUUCUGAGUGAGACUGGGGAAGCAAAGGUGUCGGAAGGGGCAGGUAUGGGGGAAUACGUCGCCAGGAUAUCAGUCUCCGACCCCGAUCUGGGAGAGGUCGGGAGGCUCAGGGUCACCCUCGAAGGUGGCGACGGGAAGUUCACCCUGAAACAGACUGAUGAAUUCCUGUACGCCUUGUGCGUGGACGGCGAGCUGGACAGGGAGAAAGAGGGGCUAUACGAGUUAAAAGUGGUGGCCUCGGACUUCGGUAGCCCCCCAUUGAAGAGUGAAAGCACCUUGUUGGUGAGGGUCACCGACACCAACGACUGGCGGCCGCUUUUUGACCAGGACAUCUACACUGUGUCUGUAUCUGAGGACGUACCCCAGGGAAGUUCCCUACUCCGUGUGCAGGCCAGAGACUCGGACGACGGGGUCAACGCGGCCAUCCUCUACUCCAUCCUACAGUCAGACCAGGACCACCUGGUCAACGUCGACCCAGAAUCAGGCAUCAUUACCACGGCAGCCAGGUUGGACCACGAGAGGGAGACUGAGGUGCGGUUCCUGGUGGUUGCGGUCGACGGGGGGUCGCCAGCCCUGUCCUCCACAGCCACGGUCACCGUUAUGGUCGAGGACGUCAAUGACAAUGAGCCUGUGUUCCAGCAGCAGCUGUAUAAUGUGUCUAUCCCGGAACACACCCGGAUUGGGAACUGCUUUUUACAGGUUGUGGCCACCGAUGCGGAUGGCAGUGAUUUCGGUACAGUGCGCUACUCCAUCUCUGACGGCUUUAAUAAGCAGGACACACACCCUGUCUUCCAAAUCAACCCAGACUCUGGAGAGCUCUGCAUCUCACAGGAUAUCGACAGGGAUUCGGGCCUGGCGACCUAUGACUUGUUAGUGAAAGCUGAGGAUCAGGCAGGCUUGAGUGCCCAGACGUACGUCCACAUCGAGGUGGAGGACCUGAACGACAACCCGCCGGUGUUCAACCCAGAGAAGUAUGUGACCAGCGUCAGCAGCCACGCCCAGCCCGGCACAGAGGUCCUCAACGUCAUCGCAACCGACAUGGACUCUGGGGACUACGGUCACGUCACCUACCAGAUCCUGCCCGGGGACCUGUCCUCCCUGUUCUCAGUGGAUAAAACUACAGGUGUGGUCUACCUGACCUCCACACUGACCCACCUUGGCACUGGCGUCAAGCUGGCUAUUACCGCCCAGGACGGUGAGGGCGUGACGUCGGCCCGACCCGCGGAGGUCACAGUGAACGUCCUGCGCAGUGCCCAGGCCCCAGCAGUCUUUCAGAGGUCACGCUAUGCUUUCACCGUGCCCGAGAACACCCUGCCUGGCACCCCGGUGGGCAUCGUGGAGGCCCUCAACCCUGCCAACUCGGUGGACUCGUUGUCGUACCGCAUCUCGUCGGGGGACCCCCACGGUCUGUUCUCUGUCCACUCCAGUUCGGGCCUGAUCAGCACCAGCCGCCCGCUGGACCACGAGUCCCAGCCCUACGCCCUCCUGGUGCUCCAGUGCCACGCGGGCACCACCUCGCCCAUCUACAGCAGCACCCAGGUCAACGUCACCAUCGCUGACGUCAACGACAACGCGCCCGUCUUCCCCAAAAUGACAGACACCGUCGCCUUGUCCCAAAACACGCCUCCCGGAACGGUUCUGUUCAUAGCCCAUGCCCACGACGCAGACAGCGGCACAAAUGGGAGGGUGCGGUAUUUCCUGUCACGUGGUAGUGCUAGGGGAAGUAUGCCAUUUUAUGUGGAUGCCGACCUCGGUACAGUGUACUUAAACCAAAGCUUCUCUCGGGACCCGCGACCCAAAACUUUCCCCCUCCGCCUCUCCGAAUCCACCCCCGAGAGUGGGUGGCUCUUUCUCUCCCAAAACCUUGACUAUGAAACAGAGCCCAUGUUUCGCUUCAAAGUCCUUGCCACUGUUAAAGACGAAACAACACUAGCUAUAGCUAACACCACCGCUACAGCCAAUGUUAUCGUGCUCGUCCUAGAUGAGAAUGACAAUGCACCAGUGUUCACCAGCCAGACCUACUUCUUCACGGUCCAAGAGGGCCUUCGCCCCAGGGCCUGGUGGGGACGGUGCAGGCAGUCGACCGAGACUCCAGGAAAAACCGCGCAGCUGUCCUACAUCCUGCUGUCGGACGGGAAACACUUCCGCAUCAACACCAAAACAGGGGAGAUAAUCAACUGGGUGUCUCUGGACCGGGAGCAGCAUGCUGGGCACACCCUGAAAGUGAUGGUGACGGACCAGGGCCAGCCCCGCCUCAAUGCCACUGCCACCGUUCACAUCCUGGUCACCGACAUCAACGACAACCCACCCCAGUUCACCCACCUGCCCGCCGCCGGCAAGGAGCUCAACGUCCAGGUUUGGGCAGGCCUCCCCACAGGCUCAUUGGUGACCACCAUGUUUGCCAAAGACCUCGAUGCAGGAGAAAAUGCAACAGUCAGGUUUUCUCUGACGACAGAUGAGGAACAGGGCCACUUUGAGAUAGACAGUCAGAGUGGAGACAUACGGACCACGGAGCUAUUCACCCAGAACGCCAAAACCCAAUACACCCUGACAGUGGUUGCCACCGACAACGGAGCUGGCCCCCUAGAGGAGACAGCCGUCAUUCACCUCCAGGUUCAGGCUGCAGAGAAUCAACACGGCGGCACCCACCCCCAAAGCAUGCAACACUUCUCUGUGAGGGAGGACACCAAACCCGGCACUGUCAUCGGCUCCGUCCACCUCUCCCCAUCCCCAACAACCAAUGGCAGGCUGCGUUACUCCAUCGCCGAGGGCGACGGGGUCCUUCACUUCGGCCUGGACAGCUCGUCCGGCGACCUGUACCUCAACCAGCCGCUGGACUACGAGUCUACAUCACUCUACUUUCUGGUUGUACAUGGCGAGGACGCCACGGGACCCGGGACUAAUGUAACAGUAUUUGUGAGCAUAGCGGUGGAGGACGUGAACGACCACGUGCCCUGGUUCCCCUGCGAGGUGGUCAUGUUUGGGUUGCUGGAGGACGUAGAAGUUGGAACGCGUGUGUUCGCCUUCAACGCCAAAGAUGGCGACGGGAGCCUGGCCAACAGCGGGUCAUCAUUGUCGUCCGCAACAUUUCCUUUCUGCAUCCACCCGCUCACCGGCACCCUCACCACGACCGCCCUGGACCGCGAGAGGACCGUGAGCUUCACGUUCAUGGUCACUGCCACCGACCAGGCAGCGAGGGAGGCCGACCGGAAGUUCGCGACUGUGACCGCUCAGGUGUUCCUGCUGGAUGUGAAUGACAACCGUCCGGCGUUUGUCUCCCAGGACACGGCCCUUGUGAUGGAGGACACGGAGGUGGGGAGCCUGGUGCAUCGUGUGGUGGUCGUGGAUGAUGAUGUGGGUGAAAGCGGCCAGGUCACCUAUUGUCUUGUCUCUGGGAACAAGGAAGGGUUCUUUACUUUGGAGGAGAAAACAGGUCUGCUGUACCUAGCAUCCCCUCUGGACUACGAGCUCCAGACCUCCCACUCCCUGACCAUCCAGGCCUCGGACCAGGGGCUCCCCUCCCUCUCCUCUACCCAGACCCUGAGGCUGGAGGUGGGGGAUGUGAACGACCAGCCUCCCCUGUUCCAGCAGGACGUCUACACAGCCAGCGUUGCCGAGAACAGAGAGCCUGGGGAGAGCGUGGUCACGGUGUCCGCCACAGAUAAGGACUCCGAAGAGAAUGCUGCGGUGUGGUAUAGCCUGUUGCCCGGACCGGGCUACGACUUUUUCUCCAUCGACCCCCACUCUGGAGAGAUCAGCACCACCUCCCAACUGGACAGGGAGCUGUACCAGCAGUUCACCCUCAGAGUCCAGGCUCGCGACAGCGGCGUCCAGCCCCUCUCCAGCACGUCCACGGUGCUUUGCUCUGUGCUGGACGACAACGACAACGUCCCCGAGUUCAUGCAGGCCUCCUUUCAGCUUAGCCUGCCAGAGAACCUGCCCCCGGGGUCAUCACACAUCCCAGGCGAGGACUACGGCGGGCGUUUCACCAUCCACGCCACCACGGGCACAGUCAGCACCACACGAGCCCUCGACCGGGAGGACGGCCCAGCCACCCUCUGCAUCCAGGCGAGCGACGGCGGCCAACCCUCCCCCUCAGCUCCUCCACCCAGCUCCUGGUGCUCCUACUGGACCAGAAUGACAACAGUCCCUUGUUCACCCGCAAGAGUUACCGCGCUUCCUUGGCUGAGGGGCUCCCCGGGGGCAGAGGUGCUGCGUCUGGAGGCCCGGCGACCCGGACCAAGGCCCCAACGGCGAGGUGACAUUCUCUCUGGUCGAGGACACCCUGGGGGCCUUCUCGGUAGAGCCCGCCACGGGCGUGGUUCGGACCACCCGGCCCUUGGACAGGGAGAGCCGCGCUCAGUACACCCUUCAGGGCCGUGGCUACCGACAGCUGUGCCAGAGGUCCACGGAGCACCGCCACCGCGGUUACCGUGCAGGUGGAGGGACGCCAACGACAACGCGCCCGUCUGCGCGGAGAACCCCGUCGCCGGCUGGGUCGCUGUAGAGACGAUCCCAAACAAGAUUGUCGCCACGGUGACGGCAGUGGACGGCGACCGUGGCGGAACGGGACUGCUCGUGGGUGGGAAGCGUGGUGGCCACGACCGAACCGACGACGGGCGGCGAAUCGAAUACAGCAUUUUCAAUAACAACGAGAACAGAGCCUUCGCCAUCAACCGACACACAGGUGACAUCACAGUGUGGGACCAGGCCAGUCUGGACUACGAGGCCAACCGGAAGGUCCACCUGGUGGUGCUGGCCGACGGCGGCCCCCGCACGGCCCACUGCCGGGUCACCGUCACGCUGCAGGAUGUCAACGACAAUGCGCCGGCCUUCGAGCAGGGCUACUACCGCACAGCCGCGUGGGAGGGCCAGGUACACAACACCUACGUCAUGCAGGUGUUUGCCUCUGACGCGGACAGCGGUGUGAAUGGUCAGAUUGAAUACUCCAUCUUGUCUGGUAACCAGAACGAGGCGUUCAUCAUCGACUCUGUGCGUGUCCUCGCCACCAACACCAUUCUGGACCGGGAAAUCACUUCCUCUUACAAGUUGGUACUGCAGGCAUCAGACAGGGGUAGCCCUCCCCUUAGCAGCACCGCCACCGUCCGGGUCCAGGUGGUGGACAUCAACGACAACAGCCCCGUCAUUCCCCCAUGGAGCCCGUGCGCCGCCGGGAGCUUCGCCAUCGACCGCUACACGGGCGUGGUGACCCUGACGCAGAUGCUGGACCGUGAGGAGCAGGCGGCGCACAGGCUGGCGGUGUGGGCCUCGGACUCCCUCCACCUGACCACGGCCGAGGUCCUGGUUCAGGUGCUGGAUGUCAACGACAACGUGCCAGUCUUCUCCCAGGACUCCUACCAGGUGAAGUUGCCAGAACUGUCUCCUGCCAACAUGUUGAUCCUGACUGUGGCUGCCACAGACCGUGACUCUGGGCUUAACGGCAAACUCUGCUACAGACUCCUCUCGGGUCGGGUGUUCACCAACAAGCCCCUGAAGUACGUCACCAAUGGUAACGUGAUCCAGCUCUGGUGGAGGCCAGAGACGGGUGGCAAUGAGGACAGGAGAUUCUGUAUGGAGGUAGGUGCGGUCCAAACGGAGAGCCAGCAGAGGACCGGUGGGAGUCUGGUUCUGUGCCAACUGUUGGACCGCGAAACCACGGAGAGCUACAUCUUGACAGUGACAGUUUCUGACUGUGGCUCGCCUCCGCUCAACAGCUCGGCGGUGUGGCGGUAAGUGGCGGACGUCAACGAUAACGCACCGGCUUUUGUCAGCGCAGAGUACCAUGCUCAGGCCAGCGAGAGCAACCCUGUGGGCACCAGGUUGGUUCAGGUGACCGCCCAGGACCCUGACCGCGGAACCAACGGUCUGACGCACGACAUUAUCUCAGGCAACAGCAAGGGUCACCUCAGGCUCGACCCGCAAACCGGCCUGAAGGUCAACCACAGUCUCGACUACGAGGAAGACUCCAAGCACGCACUGACUAUCCAGGCUUCCGAUGGGGGUGAACCUGGAAACCGUAAAGUAGCCUUCACCGUGGUCUUUGUCACGGUUUUGGAUGAGAAUGACAACUCGCCCUACUUCAUCUUCCCGUAGUCAACUGCUCGGUGCCGGGAGAACCUUCCAGCCUCACCCCCCGCCUGUUCAGUCCAUGCCGCCGACCAAGACGCCGGACCCUAUGGCCAGCUCACCUACUCCAUCCUGUCCUCCUGCUUCAUGGAUUACGGCAGUGGCAGCCCUGACCGGAAGGAGGCCUUUGCCAUCGACCCCCUCACCGGGGACAUCCACACCCGGCAGACAUUUGACUUUGAGCGGGAGAGCGAGUACUGCUUCAUGGUGGAGGCCAGGGACAAAGGCGAGCAGGCGGCCACCGUGAGGGUCCAUGUGGCCAUCGAAGGGGCGGACGAAUUCAGUCCCUUCACCCAGAGGCAGUACCGUUUCAUCCUCCCGGAGAACGCAAAGGCGGGGCAGACAGUCGGCCAUGUUAUGGCAAUGGACCAUGACGGAGGCCUGGAGGGCGUGGUGGAGUACUCCUGGUCAACCUCACAGUUUUUCUCAGUCAACAAAACAACAGGCGCAGUGUUCGCCUCGGGCCCAGUGUACCGCAAGAGAGGAAGUUUCUCCAACGAAGACGUGGUGGAGCUCUUGGUGUCCGCCGGCAGUCCCAGAAUGGACUCCAGGUCCACCACCAGCCUGGUAACGGUCAAUAUCUCCAAUUCGGCUGAAGCUCUGGUCGGGGUGGCCCUCAGCGUCCAGACAGUCACUCUGGGGUAGUCGCUGGCCAUCUUCCUCCUCCUACUCGUCAGCUUGGCCCUCGUCCUGAGGUACAAGACAAAAGAGGCCGCCAUCAAGAAGGCCGCUGCCCUCGCAGCCAACCUAAACACCGGCACGUUCGGCAGGACCGGCGGUGGCCAACAGCACACCAGCAUCGGCAUCGGUUUGCGGGAGCCGAGGGCGCCAUCACCAUCCGAGUGAAGAGGGAAAUAUCCCUCCCUAUCCGUAAUUGACUCAAGCGGCCGCGGUUCGGCAGAAGAGACGGCCGAGGACCAUGAGAUCAAGAUGAUCAACGAAUCACCCGUGGCGAAGAGGGCCGACUCGGCCCACAGCGAGAGGGUUCCCGACUCUGGCGUGCCCAGGGACUCGGACCAGCUUUCCUGCCAUUCAGAGGAUAGAAACCCGGGACGGUCAUAA